AUGGGUAACAGAAAUGCUCGUCAGCAAGGAGCGCCAGGAUUAGACUAUUAUGGACAAGGAUACGAUAGUUAUCCCUAUGAACCAAUGAUGGAAAAUUAUGGUGCCGGAUAUGAACCCUAUGCAGAGUAUCCGUCGGGGUACGAACUGACGGAGCCAGCUAUUAAUAAUCGAGGAGGAGAAUACAUGCCAACUAUAUAUUCACGCGGUAUACUUCCUCCUCAGAACCUGGGUGCUUACGGAGGAUUGGGAAAUACCUUUGGACUAUCACCACUUGGAGCAUCUGCAUUGGGUGGUUUGAACGGUUAUGGUUCUCGAUAUCCGUAUGGAUUUAAUCCGAUGAUUCAUCAACAAGGCACAAUGGGACCAAAAAUACGUAAGAUUUUUGUACCUAACCACGUGUUUCCACAAUUUCAACAGAUGCUUCAAGGUGGCGGAAUGGGAAUGAAUCCAAUGAUGAACAUGGGUCAAGGGUAUGGCUGCGGUGGAAGUCCAAUGAUGCAGAGUCCGAUGGGAAUACCCCAGGGGUGCGGUCUGGGAAUGCAACAACCAAUGAUGCCAAUGAGCGGCGGUUCUUUGCCGCCCAACUGUUGUGCCAUGUCAAUUCCAAUAUCAGGUGCUAUACCAUCAGCCUCUAUGGGAUCGUCUUGUUGUCCACAACCAAUCAUGCAACAAAUGCCGUGUGGUCCUGUAAUGCAGCCACAAAUUCAAAUGCCCUGUGCCCCUCCCAUGCCUAUGAUGCAAGCUCAAAUUCCGUGUCCACCACCUAUUAUGCCACAAAUGCCAUGUCUUCCUCAGAUGAUGCCACAAAUGCCAUGUCCACCACCCAUUAUGCCACAAAUGCCAUGUCUUCCUCAGAUGAUGCCACAAAUGCCAGAAAAGCCACCGAGUCAGCACCAGAUGCCAUUACUUCCAGCGGGGCAGCCCCUAAUGC
Didymodactylos carnosus is the source of this 931-nucleotide messenger RNA. Lineage: Eukaryota; Metazoa; Rotifera; Eurotatoria; Philodinida; Philodinidae. The record is from the annotation of a GenBank genome assembly.